Messenger RNA from Nymphalis io (European peacock), 720 nucleotides. RefSeq names its product brain-specific homeobox protein homolog. NCBI's taxonomy places the organism in Eukaryota, Metazoa, Arthropoda, Insecta, Lepidoptera, Nymphalidae. The transcript is spliced from 5 exons. The record is from RefSeq and is a predicted model, not a curated record. Gene Ontology annotation, molecular function: DNA-binding transcription factor activity, RNA polymerase II-specific; DNA binding. The coding region runs from base 1 to 720 and encodes 239 amino acids. Gene Ontology annotation, biological process: regulation of DNA-templated transcription.
AUGGAAGAAACAAGCAGUGACUCGCCUGGAGAUACGAACCGUCAAGAGCAUAAUUCAAAAACUUCUUUUUUAAUUGAAGACAUAUUGUAUCGCGGGCAAAGGACAUUCAAGCAACCAGAUCCAAGGAGGUUUGAUUACGAACGGGAACCGAAAUAUUUUCCAGUAGCUAAUGAUGUUAGACCAGUGCCCAGAGAAGGAUCAUACUUGCAAGUGGCUAUGGGAGCUUUAGGGGCCUAUCUACAUACACCGAACACGUAUAAAGCAGUCGAAACACCGUACUUUCUUUCUCAAGGAGUACCUUAUCAUGCUCUCUUCACACCGUCGGAGCUGUCCCUCUCUGCGUUGAAGCACUGCCGUCGGAGGAAAGCGAGGACCGUCUUCUCAGAUCCACAACUAACAGGUUUAGAAAAGCGAUUUGAAACUCAACGCUACCUCUCAACACCAGAGAGGGUGGAGUUGGCUGGUGCUCUGAACCUCUCGGAAACGCAAGUGAAGACCUGGUUCCAGAACAGACGGAUGAAGCACAAAAAGCAGAUGAGGAAACAGCAACAGCAAAGGAAUUCCGCUGCAGUCGAUUUCACAACAAAACAUCCUUCACAACCAGCGGAUGACUCACGAAUAUCAACCACACACACAUCCGAUUCUGAAACGGAACACAGCGACAGCGAUAUCGAUAUCGUCGGCGAAUCGAGCUACACACAACACUAUACAGGAUCUUAA